AUGACAUCAAGUUGCUACUUCGGGUUUGAUCGUAAACCGGGUUUAAAUGGCAAUAGUAUAUAUUUGAUGGCCGCUGAGGAUUGCGAUAACAAUAUCAAAACAGCGAGAGAAAUUACGCAAAAGGAAUUAAUGAUAGAUUCAAUGAAAAAUGCAACAAAUCCGAUUGCAGUUGAUAUCCGAUCGAAUAAUUAUUCAAAAAUGUGCAUCCCAGAUGACUCAGACAUGUUUAUUUCUAAUUUAGGAAUGAAUCAUACCGAUAAAACUGGAAAUAAAUUAACUAUUCGAGAUGAAAUUACAAAUGAAAAUGCAAAAAACGUAGCAGAACGAAAUAUUAUAUCGAUGUAUGCGAAACCAACGCUCAAUAAUAAUUAUGGCAUUAUUAAUGGCAAUUGGCAAAUUAAGGAAGACAAUGAUGGAAUGGAUAAGUUUAAUUAUCACAAUGUGCAAGCAGAAAGUGCCUAUAUUGGUAUGCCUAAUUUGUAUAAUUUUUCUAAUAUUAAAGGCCAGAAAAAUCAUUAUAAUAUUCGUCCACCAAAAUUUGAAAAAUAUGUAAUUGAAGAGCCAAUUGCGGAACAAGACGAAGAUACGGAAUAUAAAAUACCGGAAACAAAAGAACCAUAUAAAAAUAUUAUAAAUUCUCAGCAAUUUUCCGAUCAGAACGAUGCACAGACAUUUGAUAAUACAUCGGAGGCGUAUACAACGUAUAACUUUGAUGUCACUACAAUUGAAUCGGAAUAUGCUUUUAAUGUUGAACAAUAUGGCAAUAUUAAUGAGGAAUUUCCGUAUUCAAUUGAAAGUAAUAAAGCAGGAAUUUCGGCAAAUGAAGGAAAUUUUCCGAAUUCAUAUACUUCUAAGACUGAAACUGAUGGAGGAAAAGAUACUACUAGCACAAUGAUUGCAUCAAAGCAGCAUUAUAUUAAAUCAUAUUAUAAUGCUAAUGAUUUAAGCCAAUGGAAUAUUUAUUAA
Cercopithifilaria johnstoni is the source of this 966-nucleotide messenger RNA. The record is from the annotation of a GenBank genome assembly. Lineage: Eukaryota; Metazoa; Nematoda; Chromadorea; Rhabditida; Onchocercidae.